AUUAUUAUAUUUUUUAAUUGUAGUUACAACCCGAGUGUUGUAUAUAAUGCUGGUACAGGAGAUUGCACCAACGGAAAUUGGCAAACACGAAAAAAUCAUCAGAGUUGCCCAAGAGGAAUUAGCCAAUAUGGAUGUGCUCGUAUGUGGGCGCUGUCUGCGCGGGUUUAACUUUAUUGAAGAAUUUCAAGCGCACAAAGAGGAUGAUUCCUGCGAGAAGGAGAAUUCGAAUUUGAAAGAUUCACUCGACACGAAACCCACAAUAUGGGCAUUUACGCUCUGGAAAGCCACACAGCUGCACACCGGCAAAGAGCGUAACUCCAACUCAUGGGCUCUAUAUCAAAACUGGGUAAAGCUGGAGGAGAGCGUGCGUGAACCUUGGAUAGUGGCAGGACGGACUAUACAGUCAUUUGGCAAGAUUGGACAUGGACAAUUGCAGGAUAUGCCUGUGCGCAUAACCAAAACUGUUGUUAAUCCCAAUAACAACAAUAACAAUAGCAGCACAGCCAACAGCAACAAUACAACAGCCAGCGUCUCACCAACCAGAAGAUCGCCCGCAGGCAAAUUGCCCACUCUAGCGCAGCUUAAGGACACCGAGAAUGAACGCCCCAAAUCUAAACCUGGCACACCCACACCUACAUCCUCGCCUGGAACCGGCAAAGCCAACAAUCGCAUUGCCAUACGCGUGGAUCCCAAGACAGAUCAACGCACCGAGGAAGCCGUAGAGAGCAUUGUGGCCAAAAGAUUUAAUCCGCGACGAAAGACUCAUGAGUAUCUGGUCAAGUGGGUGGAUCGUGCGCAUCAGGAGAACACCUGGGAGGUUAUGGCAAAUCUAGAGCGUGUGCCAUACUUUCUACAAAUUUUUGAGAAGCAGUUGGCGCGCCAAAAGCUAAAGCGCGAGCGUAGCUUGGAUGCACUGAAGCGCAUGCAGGAGAAACAGUCGCCAGCAGUGGGUGCCGCUAAAUCCGAUGCUGCACCGCUGAGUCCACAAUUGUCCACAUCGCCAAAUUCAUCGGGCGCCACCAGCUCGCGUCCAUCGCGCACCUCUAAAACCAAAGCCAUGGAUGCGUUUAAGCAGUGGGUUUCCGAUGGCGGCGCAGGCGAGGGCUCCACCUCACCGUCCUCGGCAAAUGAAGAUGAAUCUGCCACAGAGCAGGAAUGGACAAGUAGCAACAAGCGCAAGCUAAAUCAUACAGAUUCCAGCGCCGAGGGCGGUAGCUUAAAUGCCUCCAACGACUCCAUGGAGCUGGAGGAUUUGGAAGAGGACUUACCAUCACAUACGGUGAAGCGUUUAAAAAACGGCUCCAGUUCCGUGCAAUUGAAUAAACCACGAGUCGCAGUUGCUACAACUCCAGCACGCAUCAAUGGCAACAAUUCUGCCCAUGUGUCCAAGGAUGAGCACAAAAUGGGUGACAUUAUCUAUACGGAGGACAGCACCAGCACGGGCAUGUUUCGUAAGCCAGAAAUGCCCAAUACCAGUCAAAUCAAACGUCAAAAGUUGGAGUGCCCUGUGCGUUAUCUAAAUCGCACCGAGAUCGACAGCAACAGCCGCGGAAUCUUUCGCGUAGAGGGCACAGAGCAAAAACGCGCCCUCUCGCCAGCAGCAAAGAGCAGUGGCAUUGUUGCUGCUGCCACCACCAGCAGCUCAAGUUUGCCGUUAAAUAAACGCACUGCGGUUGCGGCACGCACGCCAGGCAAUAGCUCACCCGUUACGGUGGGUCAACGCACUCAUCUGCUGCGCACACCUGGACAACUAGCGCAGGCGCAGCGUCGUCCUGUAACCACAAGCACGCCCAAUGCUGGAGUGCGUCAGGCGGUCAUACCAGCGCGUACUGGCGUCAUGCCAGGCAACAGUCGCAUGAUGGUUGCUCGCGCCAACACGCCGCAGCAGCAACAGCGUGUGGCAGGCGCCAAGGCAGUCACUCCGGAGCAAAAGAUCCUACAGCUGUCCAAGUCGGGUGAUUUAAAGGUAACACGCAAGGUCAUGACACGUGAGGAUGCAAUUGCUCAACGCAAUGCGCGCCAGCAGCAGCAGCAGCAGGCAUUGUUGCAACAACAGAAAACGCAGCAGCUGCGUCAACGCAACAUUGCGCCUGCUGCUGCCAAGCCACAGCCCGUGCAGCCCAUGGAAGUGGAAGUCGAACAGGAGGAAGUGUCGCAUCAGGCACAGCUCUGCCCAAUUACAGGCAAGCUCAUUGGGCAGGAGGAGACACAAUUGCAAAUGGAGCAGGAGCAGCAGCAAGAGCAGCAACGCGAACAGCUUGAGGCAGCGGCACAAGCGCUGCUCGGCAGCGAGCAGCAGGUGCUCACCAAUGAGGAUGGCUCUGCCUUGCUGGUGCGUGGCGAAGAUGGCACUGUCUAUCAAGUGGCGGGCAAGAAUGCCGAAGGACAAACCAUACUUGUUACCCAAGGACCCGAUGGUGAGCAGCAAUUCGCGUAUGUAGCCGCUGCCGAGGGUGAGGAACAGGAUGUGCUUAACGCUAGACAAUGCCGUGGCGAAGCAGUCGCUGCCGUGGGUCAGCAAGGCGAAGCCACUGCCGAUGGUGAGCAUAUUUUGGUUAGCAUGACCGAAGAGGAGCUGGCCCAGCAUCAAGCGGCAGUGCUGCAACAGCAACAACAACAGCAGCAGCAGCAGGAGGCGACGCAAGAGGGCAGCACGCCGCCCACAGCACAGAUACACAUCACGACAUCGGACAGCGAUGGCACCGAGGCUCAAAUACCAGCCGAGGUGGUGCAAGCGGAUCAGCCCUCUCCAGGUGGCACGCGUCGCGUUGUUUUGUUGCUGCAGGAUGGCACCUUUAUGAUGACUGAAAUGCAUGAUGAUCAGUUCAAGACGCUAAAUAUACAGACGUAAAGGAAUUAACAAGCAAAUAAGCACCCAGAGCAGAUGAGCAUUCAAGAUAUACUAUCUUAAAAACUCGUAGAAUUUAGUUAUAGUACUUUAAGCAUUAUAAUGAUUACCGAAUUAUGGCAAGGCAAGCAGUUUAGAACUUAAGUAUUAAAAAUUCAUGCAUAAUCCAUAAUUAAACUAAAACAAAACACACACAUUAUGCCAAUCAUAUCGCAAGUUUUUAUAUAACUA
Drosophila busckii is the source of this 3079-nucleotide messenger RNA. RefSeq lists its product as uncharacterized. The record is from RefSeq and is a predicted model, not a curated record. Lineage: Eukaryota; Metazoa; Arthropoda; Insecta; Diptera; Drosophilidae.